AUGGAAGUUAUUGUUGAGUACGACUAUACUGCUGAGGAAAAUGACGAAUUAACAAUUAAAAAAGGGGAUAUUAUCAGGGAUGUUUCUCAGUUUGAGGAGGGAUGGUAUAUUGGAUGUUUAAAUGGCCGCAUCGGAGUUUUUCCCGAUAAUUUUGUGAAGGUUAAAGCAUCUGUGCAGUCCAAAGGUUCAACUAUUACAGUUCCUGAGAUUGGGUCAAAAGAGACAAACGAUAAUGAUACCAAUAUGUCUAAUAGUGAUUACGAAAAUAGUAAUAUUAAUAAUAAUAAUACUAACAAUAAUCAAUCAAGUUCUGCAACAAAACCCAAACCUGUUUGUGGCAUUGGUUUAGGCAAUAUCUUCAGUGGUCAACCUAUUCAAUUAAAACAAACCGCUUUGAAAGAAGUGGUCAAUAAGGAAAAUGUAUCAGUACCGGAAAGAGCUAUCGGAAACAGUAAAAUUCUUGAUGAUACUGCAUCAAAUUAUCCAACAAAUCAAGUUCGAGCACGUUAUGAAUAUAUACCGAAACAGGCAGAUGAGUUAGAAUUACACAUAGAUGAUAUCAUUCAAGUAUUAGAUCGUAAUCUACCUGACGAUGGUUGGUGGAGAGGUAGAAACAUGCGUACAAAUUUAAUUGGCAUAUUUCCGGAUAAUUUUGUUGCGCCUAUCAAUGGAACAAAUAAAGAAUUAGAUGAAAGUAAAUUACAGUAUUCUAGAAAUCUAUCUAAUGUACCAAACAGAAGUGUUUCUGUCAAAACGAUAACACUACAAAAUUGUAACGAUAAUACUACAAACAUUAGAUGUCCUAAAAAUUCUACUUCUACACUCCCACCAAACCUAAACCAUGCAACUACAUUUGAUACUAAUCGAAUAACAAAUAACAAACCGAUAUCACACAAUUCCUCUACUAGAACUGCUAUUGUUUCAAGUUCUGGUAUAAUAAAUUAUCCAUCAAAUAGUUUUACAAAUACUGUAUCUCCCGUGGGAUCAUUAUCUUCAGUGGUAAGGUCAAAUUCUAUCGGCAAUUCAUUAAAUAUUAAUCAACCAACUUCCAUAACCACAAGUUCUGGACUAAUACAAGGUGAAAGUAGUUCAGCAAUCAAUGGUAAAUGGAGAUCAACUGACAAACAUGAUUCUUAUGAAUUAUCAAAAGUUCACAAUGGAGAAAAUGGUGAUGCAAAGUCCUCGGAUAAUACAAAUCUACAAAGGUUAGUUGGGUAUACAACUGAUAGACCACGACAAACUGGUAGAAGACUACCUACAAAGUUAUCUAACGCUACGAAUGCGGCUCCUGAUUUUAUUCAUACAUUAAAUACUCCUAUUCGAAGUAGUAUCGCAGCGUCAAAACCAAAUGAUGCUCAUGUGCAUGAUGCACCUACGACUAGGACUAAUGUUGCAUGUUUAUCAGCGAAUCAUGAAAACAAUGUUGGUUCAAUGAGUACGGAUCAAAUCGACAAGUCUAGUGAAUCGACGUACAAGCAACAAGGACGAACACCUAGUCAUGCUACAAAUCCAUCACGUGCCGCUAGUCUUCAAAGCAGUGAAAGCUCAAAUGGUUCUACAGAACUAAAUCGAAGCUCUGAAAAUCUACUCAUCUCAUCAAAUCAAGCAGUGUUAAAUCACCGUAGUAAAAUCCAACAAAUUGAUAUACAACAUCAAUUUGACCAAUUUCAAAGUGAGAUUAGACAACAACUACAUGAUAUUCGUCGUGAAUAUGAUACGUUAAAGGAAAUGCAUGUCCAACUUCGAAAUGAUUGGUUAAAAGGACAGAAGUCUUUAACUGAACGAUUUCAAACUCUUAUGAAUGAACUUGAUGAAAUUAAGAAACUAAGAGCCAACGAUGCUAUCGAGUUAUCUAGAUUUCGUACAAUUUUAAUGCAGUUAGAUGCAAAUUCACUUAUCGAUUCAUCGAAUCACAUUAAUUUUGGUACUGCUGAUUAUGAGGACAAGUCUUUAACUGAUACAGACUUUACAGAGUCGAAUACAAAUACUAUAAACCAAAAAAGUGUUAAUUUUAGAAAAAAUCCUUUGAAUGAAACUGAAGAAAAUCCUAG
Schistosoma rodhaini is the source of this 2051-nucleotide messenger RNA. NCBI's taxonomy places the organism in Eukaryota, Metazoa, Platyhelminthes, Trematoda, Strigeidida, Schistosomatidae. The record is from the annotation of a GenBank genome assembly.